AUGUUGAAAUCACCUCUCCAGCACCACAUCCGGACGGUAGGCCUUCGCGACACCAAGCAGGCAUCCAUCCCGCAAGCCUUCGCGGACUCCACGAUGAAGCAAGAUUGGCAGUCGAUGGUCUGGACGAUCCUCUGUCUGCUGGUAUACUGCAGUCAAAGCCUACCCUCAACCCCGGACAUCGCCACCCACAGCCGGACUAGACGUGGCAUAUCCGGCAGCAAACUUGGACCACCCGGCCCGGCUCCACCGACGACCCUCUGGCGAGGCGAGACGCUUCGAAAGUUCUCGGACGUGGUGGCGGCAGGCGGCAUAAACUCCCACGGCUACGACAAGCAGCAACGAGGCGAGCUGCUUACGCAGGAACAGCUGCGCGGAGGCAGUAGCUUGUACGAACAUCAGAGAGGCGGCACGCAAGCCUACACGAGAUAUGUGUCCACCUCAGCAGAGCCGGAGCAGGCGUUGCGAUUUGCUGGAUCGACCGGAACCCUGUAUCGGAUUCACGCCGACCCAAAAGCGGUCGACAUGAACCUCUCCCUCGGCAAAAACCAGAAGGGCGAGCCGAGGUCGGCCUACCCGAACCAGGCUGAGCAUGCUUUCGUUCAACGCAUCCCGCUCGACCAGAUCGAAGGCUACUACCUGGUGACGAAAGAAAAUGCCGCCAAGGUUCUCGAAGCCGCUCGAGACGACCGGCCCAUCGAGGGUGUCGAAUUCAUCAGGAACCCAGAUUUCAAUGCCGAGAAAUAUGGCGGGCAGAGGGCGGCCGGUGCCGCUCCAGAACUCGCCGGAUUUCCGACCGACCACGAAGCUUCGGGGAAAAAUCCAUACAAAAGCUAUCGGGACCAAGAUGUGUCCAAAUCCUUUGAUGAACACGUACGAGAGACUGAUAAGUUGGAAUCUCUGCGCGAACCCAACCCUUCGACUUCCGGCAGCGGUGCCUUGUGCAAACGCGGCACCGACUGCGUGACGAGCGAGAAAGCCCAAAGGCCGACCGAUGAGCUGGCCGAGCUCGAGCCCGCAGCAAAAGGGAAAAAGUUGGAAGCCGCUGGCGGCCGACAGACGUUCCACAACAACGUCGAAAUCUCCCCUGUAGACAGCGCCAAGGGACUGGCUUUGGCUGAAAUGUUUAUGGAAUAUCUCGACAAACAAGGCGGCGUGGGAAAAUAUGAACCCGUCAACGUGACCGGCCCUUUCGAUCCCAACGGCAGCAUUUUUCAGACACACCCCGACCCUACGAUUGAAAACAGCAUCGCGACCAAAUUCGCCAGGUUCGUCGCCACAGUCGGUGAUAAGGGAUUAGACUUUGCUACCGGGGACCCGGAAGCAACGAAUAAAUUGCGAGCGAGAUUGAAGGCCAUCGAGAAGGCCAUCGCCGACGGCAAGCCACUAUCCGAUGUUGCUCAAAAGCUCGCCAUCUUCUUUGUCGGGGUAGGCGUGAACUGUUGGCAGGCGGUGAUGAACGCGCAAUCGUUAUUUGUCCCCAAUGUCUUCGUCACCAUCCAGGCCGAAUUCGAAACGGCCGGCAACCUGACUGGUCUUGUCGGCGACGGCAACCAGCCAGCAGGAAAAUCGCUGGUCGUGCACAUGGGCAGUGGAGGCCUUAUUUUCUCUAGAUGA
Messenger RNA from Drechmeria coniospora, 1614 nucleotides. RefSeq lists its product as uncharacterized. Lineage: Eukaryota; Fungi; Ascomycota; Sordariomycetes; Hypocreales; Ophiocordycipitaceae. The transcript has a single exon. Gene Ontology annotation, molecular function: toxin activity. The coding region runs from base 1 to 1614 and encodes 537 amino acids. The record is from RefSeq and is a predicted model, not a curated record.